AAAGUGUAGGACAUUUAGGUCACCAGUUUGCAGUGCAGUGAGCACUUUGUCUACUGUACUCUACAGUACAUUCAUUUCUCAAGUCAAGCAUGAAAUCUUCUGGCUAUAUGCAUAACAAAAGGCCAAAUGCUGGGUAUGUGACUGAAGUUAGCCUGUAGUUAUGCCAUUCCAAUCACUCAGGACAAGUACAGUUGUAGUAGUACACAGUGGAAAUAGGACAUAUUUAAUUGGCUUGGCAGUUGGUGUAUGUUCAUUCAGUGCUCAUGUUGGAGUCAGAGAGGUUGAUACCAUACGUUAUCUCCCUCCUGCAGUUAAUCUACCUCAUGCAAAGCAAAGAGCCUUGUGGCACCCCUGUAUGGAGGACCAAAGUAUGCCUAGUACAGUACAGCCCCUUAAUGAUGAUGAAUCCCCAUUGCACGGGGACACCAGCAACACAAAGCUAAAAGAGGAACCAGAUCUUGUGAAGGUGAACGGCGAUGCACACGCCGAAGAGGAAAAUAACAUGGGACAGGAGUUGCCGCCUUCACCGUCGGACAAUGGAGAUGCUUUUCAGUGCAAGUUGUGUACCUUUAUUGCCCCUUCUGCCGAAAUCUUAGAGGAACACAGGAAUGUCCAUAUGGGACGUAAGCCAUUUAAGUGUGAAGAAUGUGGGUUUGCCAGUGCCUAUCAAAAUGCUCUAUUGCAACAUAUGCAGCUUCACAGGGAAAAUAUACAGAAGGGGCCGGAUUCGCCGUCCGAGGAGGAAAUGGACGAUCAUAGUAGCACAAAUGGCAAUGAUUCUUUGAUAGCUCAGGAAAACAUGCAGAGUAUGUUGGAGGGCGUUGAUCAGGAUGGCGUAGCACGUGGUGAUAGACAGCCAUCGGUUUAUCAAUGUAAGCUGUGUACAUACAUUGCUCCGACUAAAACGCACCUUAACGAACAUAUGAACGUGCAUUCCGGGAACAAACCGUACAAAUGUUUGGUUUGUGGAUUUAGUAGCUCAUUUCGUAGUAGUUUGAUGCGCCAUUUGAUUGUUCAUACGGGUACGGCUAAAAUGUUUAAAUGCGAUCGAUGUUUGUACCAAACACCAUAUAAGUGUAACUUGGUAACCCAUCGUAAAAAGAAGCACCCAGAAGCGAUGUACAAUGUUGAUUUUGGGUCAUUUCUAACACAAGAUGAAAUUAACCGCGAAAAUAGCACCACCAAGAUGACUAGUCCGACAAAGAAUAUGGACAUAAACAGUAUGUAUAAUCCAUCUCUUACAACUGUGUUUCCUGGUACAGUUUUGACAAACUCUGUCGGUAUAAAUCGGAUGGGUAACGUCUCGCCCAUUAUCGAUAAUAAAUACCAGCAAGCAGCCAUUGACUCUACUGCCCAACACCAUAUGGUCCAUAAUACAUUUAAUCACUCAGGUUCAUCUUCCGUACCCCUGCCAAACAGCGGUGCGACCCCAAACUCAACUUCAAACUCUUAUACUCAGGAUUUACCGAUGGCUGAUGAGGGUUCUCGUACAUCACCGGGUUCAGCGGAUGGCUACUUGCCUCAUCAUGCAAGCCGAACAAUUGGAGGCAGUGCCUCGCACAGUGAAUCUACCUCAGGAAAUAACAAUGGUACUGGUCUUAACGAGCAGGCUGUCGCUAUAGACUUUUCAAAUUCAGCACAAUUGAGUGCGGAAGAGAGUUCUGCCGCCAGCGAUAAUAGCGGACCUGUAGUCUCUGAUGUCCAGUCACUAACAAGUAGCCCCGGUGGAAUUACCUCUCCCAUUAUGUCUCCAUCUGAUAACAUUCCACCCAAUACUACUUCAGCCACGUCACCUUCAACUGUUAAUGAAAUCUCCGUCAUUACUCCGUUGCAACUCCAACAAAAAACCUACGAGGAAAUGUUAGAGAAGCCAUUUGGUGCAAAGAAACGCAAACGUAAACCAACACCACUUCCGGUUCCUUUUGGGAAACGGUACACUAUGGAGAUCAAUCGUGAGCGAGAAGCAGCGCUUGCUAGGAAAGCGUACGAGGAAGGCCUAACAGGGAGAUCCGAAGGGGAUGUCCCUUACUUAUCGUCACGCCCUAUGAAAUCCCGUAUAUUAUCAGGAAAUGCAUUUAUUACUUCUACCUCAGGAAAUAUUAAUCAUACAGAGAAUUCUUUGAAUCAAGCUGCCUCAGACAUAACUAAUACCUCAUCGUAUUCCCUCGCUAAAGCCUCGGACUACCAUCUAGGCUCCGACGAGUCACACUACAAUUACCGUUUACACCACGAGAAAGGCCCUCAUGCGAAUCAGAUGAGGAAGAGAAACGUUGAGACUCAAACGAUUCCAGGAGAUAACGAUACCGAUGAGAAUCUUGCUUCUAAGGGUAACAUACAGACCUGCCCGUAUUGUGGUACCAUGUUCCCUGAACAGGUCAUUUUUAGUCUACACAUGAGUUGCCACGGCACCGAACAUCCUUUCCAGUGUAGCAUUUGUCAGUAUGUAUGUCGUGACAAAAUCGAAUUCACUUGUCAUAUAACAAGAAGUCAGCACACCAGAUAACUUCGUGUGGCACAAAAAAAAAAAUCUUUUUUUAAAUGUUAUAUUUACUAAAUCUAGAGAUAUGGUUUAACCUACAAAGAAUGGUUUUUAAUUUCGAAAUUUUAUACCUUUAGACUUUCCUAUUUUUAGUUGAUUUUAUGAUCUUAAAAUUGUGCAACUCAAAUUUUUCUCAUUUCUGAAAUGUAGAACAAGCAAUUGAAUUUCUGUUACAAGGAUACAAAUAUGAUAUAAUGACAGAGUUAAGAUGAAAUAUAAUAUAAACUGAUGCAUUAUUUAAUAUAAAUUUAAUUGAACCUGUAAGGAUGAUCGGUCAGGGUCCUUGGUAACUGGACUUGAAUUGCAAUUGAUUAAAAACAAUUAACUUUUUUCCCUGAAAGUCAUAAUAUUUAGCCAUUCUAUUUAUAAAGAUAUUUUUUAUUUGUGUAAUCAAUCAAAUCCAGAAGAUUAACAUAUUUUGAUUGGUUACAAUCUUGAUAAGUUUGUUUUUAUUUUCUCUAAUUUACAUUUUGAUCAGCUGAUUUUUGUGCCUUUCUGAAAUCGCAACUUAAGUGAUAUAUUUAGAAGUGAACUAGAACAGGUAUUGAAAGUACCUAAAAAAACAUAUAUACAUAUUAUAUAUGAAUAUAUACAUAUUAUAUAAUGAAUGUAUAUAUCUAUAUGUAUAUAUAUAUAUAUACAUGCAGUAUAUUUAUAUAUGCGUAUGUAUGUAUAUUGAAGUUUAGGGUAGUGUUUGACACUUGUCAUGUCCUACCAUUUAUGAAACAAUUUUGGAAAACGAGAAAUGUUCUUAAAUGAGUCUAACAUAGAGAAUAUAAUGUUUUGAAUGUAAUUUCAACUUAUCUACCUCAAUUAUCUACGAUAAAAUUUUUACCUCGGUAACAUCUUGGUGACAUCUGUCACCAAAAUCACAUAAACCUGUAUGGAGUUGUAUCACUGUUUAAUACAUGGGGAUGUUUCUUCAUACCACAUUUAAUAUGUGAUAUGUAUAUAUAUAUAUAUACUCAUAUAUACAUACAUAUUUACUGAUUAUGUGUAUAUUAUGUAAUUUUAGGAAUUAUUCUGUUAGAUUUAAAGGUCAGUUUUAUAGUACUUCAAAACCAAAUUAACUUACGGUAUCUAUCCUAUAUAUUUAUAAUUUAAAAAAAAAUAUUUCAAAUAAUAUGAAAUUAUUGAUUUAAGUUACCUCCUGUGUACAAAUGUGCACAUGUUUGUAUCUAGGAAGUAUUUGCCAUAUUACCAGUGGUACUGUAUGUGUAUGGAAUUUCUCAAAGCCCUUUUCAUACUUCAUAAUGUCCAGCUUCCUCUUGCUUUAAUGUAACUUCCUCAGGGGCUUUUUUAGUUCCUGUUGAAUGGACAGAAUACCUUUAUGCAUGCUACAUUCUAUAAAAAUGUGAUUUCAAAUCAAAUCACUAAACCUGGUUGCUCGCUGGACACGUAUUUCUACCCCUACGGACUAAACUAAUUGGAGUGUUAUCCAAGUGAUGUCUCAUGAUGUCAAAUUAGUAUAUCAGUGCUCCAGAAGUAUUAGGGAUUAAACAAAAAUAUUUUAAUCUCCUAUAUAUCAUCUACAACAUUUGAAUUUCUCCAAAUAAAAAGUAAUUCAAAACACCA
Molecule: messenger RNA, 4114 nt
Organism: Anneissia japonica
Lineage: Eukaryota; Metazoa; Echinodermata; Crinoidea; Comatulida; Comatulidae
Product: ikaros family zinc finger protein-like
Exons: 2
Coding region: 161-2503 (780 amino acids)
Biological process (GO): regulation of transcription by RNA polymerase II
Cellular component (GO): chromosome
Molecular function (GO): chromatin insulator sequence binding
Source: RefSeq, a predicted model, not a curated record